CUUCCUCUUGAGCUCUGUGUACAUUUGCAUCGCACGUUCCUUGGCCCGGGUUGGCCAGGUUUCGCAUUGUGCAUUUUCUCUGCUGGAAUCCUGCCGCCAGCGCACAAGCACCUUGGUGCUUAGCAUAAGCGAUGAAAGAGCUGACAAAACGUGGGGGCUGUCUGUGCCGUCCUUAUUUCAAGAUUUUCUGCAUCCGUCAGCUGCCACCGUCACUGUGCUGAAACAGGUUCAAUAAGGAGGUGAUUGGGGAAAGAGUCAAGGCAAUCAAGGCAGGCUCUGCACCGCCAAGACCCCACUAUAGGGGAGGGAAGGCCAUCCGGUCUCCCUCUGUUGCCUCACUCUCUCUCACUCAUUUUUCGAAGCUGCAGCACCGAACAGGACCCUCCGGGGUUCACAAGCGAGGAAGGGACGCCAAGGAGUGAACGUUGUCAGAUCCGGGGCGACAGCCCUUACUUGAUGAGGCUCGAGAGCGGUCCGUUCUCGUAUUUCAUACGCGAUCUUUAAAAACCAUAUGAAAAUCCGUCCUCAAGAAGGCUUGCUCCUCUGUAAUGGAGAAAUACGAAAAAAUUGGAAAGAUUGGAGAAGGCUCCUAUGGGGUAGUGUUCAAGUGCAGAAACAGGGACACGGGUCAGAUCGUGGCCAUCAAGAGGUUUCUGGAAACCGAAGAUGACCCUGUCAUAAAGAAAAUCGCCCUUCGAGAAAUCCGCAUGCUCAAGCAACUCAAGCAUCCCAACCUCGUCAAUCUCCUGGAAGUCUUCCGGAGGAAGCGGAGGCUUCACCUGGUGUUCGAGUAUUGCGACCACACCGUGCUUCAUGAGCUGGACAGAUAUCAGAGGGGGGUACCAGAGCCUCUCGUGAAGAACAUAACUUGGCAGACACUACAGGCUGUAAAUUUCUGCCAUAAACACAACUGCAUACACAGAGACGUGAAGCCGGAAAACAUUCUCAUCACCAAACACUCAGUCAUUAAACUCUGUGACUUUGGGUUUGCACGGCUUCUCACUGGACCAGGUGACUACUACACAGACUACGUGGCCACCCGGUGGUACCGCUCACCCGAGCUGCUAGUGGGAGACACACAGUAUGGUCCCCCCGUAGAUGUCUGGGCAAUUGGCUGUGUGUUUGCCGAGUUGCUGUCCGGUGUGCCUCUAUGGCCAGGAAAAUCUGACGUGGAUCAGCUCUAUCUGAUAAGGAAAACCCUGGGGGAUCUCAUUCCCAGGCACCAACAAGUAUUUAGCAUGAAUCAAUACUUCAGUGGGGUGAAAAUCCCAGACCCUGAAGACAUGGAAACACUUGAGUUGAAGUUUCCAAACAUCUCCUACUCUGCACUGAGCUUCUUAAAGGGCUGCCUCCACAUGGACCCUGCUGAGAGGUUGACAUGCGAACAGCUGUUGCAGCAUCCGUAUUUUGACAGCAUUCGAGACGUCGGGGAGUUGACGAGACAACAAGACAAACCAUUGAGGAAGACCCUGAGGCAGAGUAGAAAGCACUUGACUGGGUUGCAGUACCUACCUCAGCUAACCAGCAGCCGCAUCCUUCCAGCUCUGGACAAUAAGAAGUACCACUGUAGUACCAAGAGGUUUAACUACCAUUUUCCAAAUAUCUAAGGAGCUAGCAGAGUAAUGAAGAAGUAAUCAGUAAUUUGGAGAAAAAAUGUACACACUUGAUUCCUGUCUUGAACACACAUCAGCAGAAAACACAAACAGGAAGCUGGAGGUCAUUUGCCAGGAUGCGGAGGGGAAAUUCCAGAUCCAGACUUCCAUGCUUGGUGGAGAUGACUAGAGAAGAAAGCGAAAACCUGGGGUUUCACUGAGUUUUUGUUUAUCUAAGCAGCAGAGCUUAUGAACAGAAUACAAACUGUAUCUCCUGCCCACAGCUGCAACAUUAGAUAAUGUCAAAAGACCCAUGCUUCAGUUUGCUCUCUGCCACAUGCAGAAAGUGGAUCAAGAAAUGUCCAUAUACAUUUCUUUAGAUGUGUUGUCUUGAGUCGUAUUUCUUAUGUUGUUUGCAAAUCAUAUUUAAGUAUGAUUUUAGUCCCUGAAAUCAAAAUGUUUGUGAUUCUAUUUCUUGUUUGCUCUUUUUUGAGUUUUAUGGUUUAAGAAUGUUUUAGAAUUAUCUAAGUUGAUCCAAAUAUCUAGAAUCUUACAGGUUAUCUUAAAACUUAGCAGUUUUUAAUCCUUUUGUAACCAAUGAGAAACUUAUACAUCUCACAUAUUUGUCUGUCUUUAAGAUCAGGAAAGGAGAGAACGAGACGCACAGGCCUCAGAGAAUGUGCUGAAUGGGCCGGUCAGCCUGACAGUAUCACGUUAGCCUUCAGCUCCCACUGAAGACUGCUUAAUCAAAAUUCAUGCCGGGCGGUGGUGGCGCACGUCUUUAAUCCCAGCACUUGGGAGGCAGAGGCAGGUGGAUUUCUGAGUUCGAGGCCAGCCUGGUCUACAAAGUGAGUUCCAGGACAGCCAGGGCUACUCAGAGAAACCCUGUCUCUAAAACAAACAAACAAACAAACAAACAAAAUUCACGCGAUGUGAUGAUCAGAGUGUAGACAUGGCUGCUUGUCCACAUUAACUUCAAUCAGGAAACAUAUAAGUUAAUUGAUAGUCUCUCCUUGAAGGACCUUAUUACAUAUGUCUUGUGUAUAUGUCUGUGAGUGUGUGUAUGCUAACAAAUACAGAACAACCAAUGAGAAUCAGAAAGUGGUUUAAAAAAUAUUGCCAAGCAUUCUUAGUUUUAAACAGUGAAAGGUAAAGUUAAAUUUACCUUUGAUUUGAUUUAUUACUCUAUCUAAUAGGAAAGUUUUUCUCCCCUGUCCCCAGACAUGGGCAAUGUUAGCCACAUGUCAGUUUCUCACUAACACUUCUGGUGGACGUGCUGCUGGCUCACAGGAGUUCAUGUAUUUCAAAGCUCUGUUUUACUGCAUCUUCAAAAUGUUUCUUCUGAACUCUUGUUUCCUUCCUGUGUUAACUUCAUGUCAUCACUUACUGCUAUGUAGUUCACUAAAUCCUAUCAUAUGUUCAAUAUUCUUGGCUACUCUAAGGCAAAUUAAGGCUUCCUAAAUUCAUAUAGUUUCUACCAUAGACCUGACAGUGGGUUAAAUAACAGCUCCAGGAUUAUUCAAUUCUUCUUAAAUAGCCAUGAUUUAAAUGACAAGGAAGGAUAUUAACUUCUGAGAAUAAUUAAACUUGCCCUUUCCCUCUUAAGUCAAUAAAAAUAUAUUUGAUGAAA
Messenger RNA from Mastomys coucha (southern multimammate mouse), 3222 nucleotides. It is a transcript of the gene Cdkl1, whose product is annotated as cyclin dependent kinase like 1. The record is from RefSeq and is a predicted model, not a curated record. NCBI's taxonomy places the organism in Eukaryota, Metazoa, Chordata, Mammalia, Rodentia, Muridae. Gene Ontology annotation, biological process: protein phosphorylation. Gene Ontology annotation, cellular component: nucleus. Gene Ontology annotation, molecular function: cyclin-dependent protein serine/threonine kinase activity; ATP binding. Bases 549 to 1607 code for a protein of 352 amino acids. The transcript is spliced from 10 exons.